GCGAACGCGACUUUGCUCUUGAAAAUAUUGGGUACUUACCUGCCUUAUGCAAUGAAUACAGGAGUUCACGAGCAAUCGUUCCAUAUCUGAAUGCAACUGAUGCACAAGGCUGGUGCUACCGUGAAACAAGCUGCCUUUCGUCCACGUCUCGGGUUGGGCCCAUGUUUUCUACCUGGGUUUGCCUCCUCUGCACGUAUCUCACUGACCAUUGAUCCGCCAAACAACCUACUACAAUAUAGGCCAUUCCAGGUUUUGGCGAAUCAUUCGCCUCUCAACAGGGCCUCCAAUAUGCCACAGGCAAGGCAAUCAACGCUUGGCAAGUUUCUCGGAAAUAACCAGAAUGGCACCAAGGCCAAAUCUCAAUCCACCUUGUCAUUCGGUCAGAAACCUGCCACGAAGAAGAGCGAAUUAGUUUCUGACGAUGACGGGCCCCCUACCGAGGAUGGAAAGACACCUACGUCAGACGUUGAGAUGAAAGAUGAAGAACCUGUUACUUCACCCCAAAACACUACUGAAAUUUCAAAGGGUAAUCACAAGCGAACGGCGUCCGGAGAGAAGAAAGAGGAGGAAGACUCGGAUGAUGAACCUGUUGUCAGAAAAAGAAGACGAACAUCAGCAUCAAGAUCAACGUCCAGAGGUUCAAGAAAGAAAUCACGCAGUCGAACCAGAGAACCCACACUAAAUGGGAAGACUUCCACAGUCAUUACCAAAAAGGCCAAUGCCGAGUCCGUGGAGGAUGAUGCAGCAGCCUCGGACAAAGGUAGCCUCGCAUCCGAGCCCGAGGAGACCUCAUCUGCCAGUGAAAGCGAAGAUCCAAAGGUGGACAAGAAACAGGUGGAAAAGAUACAAGCCACAAUUAAAUCAACUGCCAGAGACCCUUACCCGGAUUGGAAGGCUGGUGAUCCUGUACCAUAUGCAGCACUUUGCACGACGUUUUCACUAAUUGAGCUCACGACGAAACGGCUACAAAUCACAGCCUAUUGCUCGGCGUUCCUCCAACAAGUCCUACGACUAACACCUCAAGAUCUUCUUCCAACAAUACAGCUAAUGUUGAACAAACUUGCUGCCGACUAUGCUGGUAUAGAACUCGGCAUUGGUGAAUCCCUGAUUAUGAAGGCUAUUGGCGAGAGUUCUGGUCGGUCACUCUCGGUGAUCAAGUCGGAUCAUCAGAAGAUUGGUGACUUGGGACUUGUCGCUGCAAAGAGCAAGUCCAAACAAGGUCAAAUGUUCAAGCCAAAGCCACUCUCUGUCCGAGGUGUGCAUCAGGGUCUUCUCGACAUUGCUAAGAUGGAAGGACACGGCUCGCAAGAUCAAAAAGUUCGGGCCAUCAACAAACUGAUGGCUGCAGCCGAUGUAUCAUCUUCGAACAAGACCGUGGAUAUCACCAAAGAUAAAGGUGGGCCAUCGGAAGCAAAGUUUCUUGUUCGAUUUCUAGAAGGAAAGUUGAGGCUUGGUCUGGCAGAAAAGACGGUCAUCAUUGCCCUAGCGCAGGCUGUGGUUACGCACGAGGUGGCAGUGAAGGGCAAGGUGCCCAGUACUGAGCAACUUGCUAAAGGGGAGGCCGAGCUGAAGACUGUGUACAGCGAACUUCCCUCUUAUGAAGUCAUUAUCCCCGCGAUGCUUGAACAUGGCAUUUUCAACCUUCACGAAAGUUGCAAGUUGCAGCCUGGAGUACCACUCAAACCUAUGCUCGCGAAGCCGACCAAGUCCAUUACCGAGGUGCUUGAUCGUUUCGAGGGCAAGAACUUCACUUGUGAAUACAAGUACGACGGCGAACGAGCACAGAUUCAUUAUGUGUCUCCCGAAGCUAUGUCGGAAUUCCCUGCUGCUGCAAAUACUCUAUCGAAGGAUCCAAAACAUUUCAAAGGACUGGCCGCUAUCUUCUCAAGAAACUCAGAAGACCUGUCAAAGAAAUACCCUGACAUCCUCGAAAAGUUGAAUGCCUGGAUCAAGCCAUCAACCAAAAGUUUUGUUCUUGACUGCGAGACUGUUGCAUGGGAUCCUCAGAACAAGAAGGUUUUGCCGUUUCAGCAGUUGAUGACUAGAAAGCGAAAGGACGUGAAGACCUCAGAAGUCACAGUCAAGGUCUGCGUCUUUGCAUUCGACAUGUUAUUCUACAAUGGCGAGCCACUUGUUAAGAAGACGUUCCGCGAAAGACGGGAGUUGCUACACAACGCAUUUGAUCCGGUCGAAGGCGAAUUUGGGUACGCGCAAUAUGGCGAUGCCAAAGAUAUCGACGAGAUCCAACACCUUCUGGAUGAUUCGGUAAAAGCGUCCUGCGAAGGUCUCAUGGUCAAGAUGCUCGACACAGAGGAAUCAGGCUAUGAGCCGAGCAAACGCUCUCGGAAUUGGCUCAAAGUCAAGAAGGACUAUCUCAAUGGCGUUGGUGAUUCACUUGAUCUUGUUGUCCUUGGAGCGUAUCACGGCAGAGGAAAACGUACUUCGUGGUUUGGUGCCUUUCUUCUGGCAUCAUGGAAUCCUGAAACGCAAAUCUUUGAGACGGUAUGCAAUAUUGGGACUGGGUUUUCCGAAGCAGUCUUGGAGGAGUUUCACAAAGAGCUCUCUGAGAUCAUCAUCGAGCGUCCGAAACCCUUCUAUUCUCAUUCAAGCGUCAAAAAUGAUCAACCAGACGUUUGGUUCGAGCCUCGCUUCGUGUGGGAAGUCAAAACUGCCGAUCUUACGUUGAGUCCUCGGUAUCGUGCUGCGAUCGAUGAGAUGGGCGGCAAGAAUGGAAUCAGUCUAAGAUUUCCUCGAUUCAUUCAGAAACGAGAGGACAAGAAGCCUGAAGAUGCCACUACUACGUCGGCUAUUGCUGAGAUGUAUCGAAAACAGGAAGUCAUCGCGAAGGAGGGUAAAAGCAAGGGGGUCGAUGAUGAUUUCGAAUAUUGAAAUCCUUUCGACCAUCAUCGAGACCUGCCUUACGGCCUGACACACGGUCUAAACAGUACUUCAGUAGCACACGUACUCGUAUUACCAGUCUUGUUAAUUUAACAUACUUGUCG
Molecule: messenger RNA, 3002 nt
Organism: Exophiala oligosperma
Lineage: Eukaryota; Fungi; Ascomycota; Eurotiomycetes; Chaetothyriales; Herpotrichiellaceae
Exons: 2
Coding region: 91-2889 (932 amino acids)
Biological process (GO): Okazaki fragment processing involved in mitotic DNA replication; lagging strand elongation; DNA biosynthetic process
Cellular component (GO): mitochondrion; nucleus
Molecular function (GO): DNA binding; ATP binding; DNA ligase (ATP) activity
Source: RefSeq, a predicted model, not a curated record